UCAGCACACAACACUAUUAGUUCUACCUUAUUAACCUUUAAAAAAAAUCCAACGAGCAACAUGUUCGCCGUCUUAGCCGUUUGCUUUGUACUGGUCGGUUCUUGCUUAGCCGCACCCUCCCCAUCCGGAGCCACGUUCAUCCAAAACGAUCAGAUCAACGACAACGCCGGGCAAUUCGCUCUGUUGUACAAGACUACCGACGGUAUAACCCAGUCCAAACAAGGAGCUUUGGUGGUCAACGACGAAGGUAACGGCUACGUGAUGGAACAGAAGGGCACCUACUCCUUCAUCAGUCCUGAAGGCGUGGAAGUAAAAAUGACCUACACUGCCGGCAAGGACGGUUUUAAGGUCCAAGGAUAUCCUCUGCCGGAACAACCUCAAGCGGCUUCAGCCUAGAAGACGACCAGCGCCGUCACAACAAAUCCUUUUAUUCAUUGUUCCGACAACAAGAUUGUGU
Messenger RNA from Adelges cooleyi (spruce gall adelgid), 457 nucleotides. RefSeq names its product flexible cuticle protein 12-like. Gene Ontology annotation, cellular component: chitin-based extracellular matrix. The coding region runs from base 61 to 396 and encodes 111 amino acids. The transcript is spliced from 3 exons. NCBI's taxonomy places the organism in Eukaryota, Metazoa, Arthropoda, Insecta, Hemiptera, Adelgidae. Gene Ontology annotation, molecular function: structural constituent of chitin-based larval cuticle. The record is from RefSeq and is a predicted model, not a curated record.